Molecule: messenger RNA, 1599 nt
Organism: Symbiodinium sp. CCMP2592
Lineage: Eukaryota; Dinophyceae; Suessiales; Symbiodiniaceae
Source: the annotation of a GenBank genome assembly
AUGUCAUCGAGCAGGAGUUUCGCAGCGGCGGUCUUGAAUGAUCUGACGUUCACAAUGAGGGCUGUCCCGAUGGCGCCGAUGGCCAAAUGCAAGAUGAGAUCAAGGAAGAGGCGCCGGGCUUGCACUGCGAGAUGCCUGAGGAGUGCACCGUGGCUUCUCCAAAGACGAAGGCUUGGGAGCGCUUAUGCCCAGAGGCCGCGGGCUUUUGGAUCCCGGGUGGCCCUGAACUGCCGUAAGACGAUAAGGCUGAUGCACUGCAGAAGACCUUCAAACUCUUUACGAACUGCGACAGUUGGCUCCAGCAAGGACCGCCUCUUCGAGUUUGUUGAAGAGCUCACGAAUCAGCCGGUUUCGGGAUCCAAGGCGCGAGCUGUUCAGUCUUCUGGCGGAGCUGCUGGGGGCAUCGUUUCGGAGAGCCAAGGCUACGGGCUCCUCGUCUCCGGCACGGUGCUGGCGGCCAUGGGCUCCGACUCGGAUUUCAACCGCGUGUCCGAACUCACCCAUGAGCUGUUCCUGGGAUGGCGCCGCAUGUGCGAGCUGAGCGCCGCUGGUGGAAGCUGCCAGGACGACGAGGGCUUCCAGUGCGGCGGUGGCCGGUACCCGUGCCUCCCUCAUUGGAAAUUUGGGGAGGACCUGACCCGAAUCGACGGCCGCGGCGCCGCACCGGAUGGGGAUGUUGAUGCCCUGCUGGGUAUGUUGAUGGCUGUCUUGGCUUUGGAGGGCACCAGCCGCGAGCCGGACUGGCUGGAUGAGGUUGGCCAGUGGGCCUAUGACACGUGCAAGCAGUUCUACCUCAGCGCCACCGUGGCCUCCCCAAGCGGCCGCCACCAAAUCGUGAAAUUGGGCUCCUGCUGGGGUGGCUGGGGCAGCCAAGGGCAGAACCCCAGCUAUCAUGCACCGGGCGUGUAUCGCCUUUGUCGAGAUUACAUGGCUUCCCACGACGACCGCUACGGCUCAUCCUCCUCCGAGGGCGAUCGCUUUGAAUCGAAAUGGGAGACACUCAUCGAGACCAGCUAUAAGAUGCUCGGGGCCACGCAGUGUCCUUCCACUGGAUUGGUCCCGAACUGGGCGCAGGUCUUCGAAGAGGGCCAGCGACUCCGAGCUCAGACUGGCUUCAGCGGCAGCGGCACCCCAGGUGCUGAGUUUGGUGCAGAGGCAUCUAGGACGAUCUGGCGAGUGGUGGUGGACUUUGUGCUGUAUCCAUCGGAGGCGGGACCAGCAGCAGAGUUUCUCCACCCGGUGGCGCGGCACUUGGAAAAGAAGGAGACCGCGGGUCGCUGGGCAUCCUCCUUGGACGUGGAUCGUGCCUGCCUGGUGGAGACCAUCCACCCAGGGUGGCAGGUGAACAUGUUCAUGGCGGCACCAACGUUCGCCAGCCUUGUCUGCCCAUCCGCAGACCUGCAGGGACGGCGGCAGCAGGAGCUUCUAGACUCGGCUGGCCGGCUGGUGGCCCGCAAUCGCAUUCGGGACUACUACUCUGGAAGUUGGGUGGCCAUUAGCACCAUGACUCUCAACGGCGACCUGGCGCAAGCCGCUGCGAAUGCCAAGAUCGGUCAAGCAGCGCGCUCGCGCCCGUCGCCGGUAAAGUUGAUCUCUUGA